AUGAUAGAAAAAGAAUAAGAUUUUUUUUGUUAGAUUCAUAAGGCUCCAGUCUUAAUGAUUACUUGUGAUUAAGAAAAAAAGAAAAAUUAAAGAUUUUUAUGUUCUUAAUGUAUGGAACAUUUAGACUUAAAAACUUAAUUAAUGAAUUUUUAGAAAGCUCAUUAAUAUAUUUAGGUAAAUCAAGAAUUAAAAAAAUAAUCUAUUGAGAAUGUUUUAAUGAUCAACAUUAAUCAGCUACAAUAUCUUCAAAAUACUCUUUAUUAAUUAAAAUCUAGUGUUAUUCAAUAAUUGGAUUAAUUGAUUGGAAAUGCAGAAGAAUGGAUUAAAUAAAUACAAUCACGUGGAUCAGCACACCUAGCAUAUAGUUUCUUUGAUGAAUUAGAAAUAUUGAUUACAAAUUCAAAAUUUGAUUAAUUUGAUUAGAAAUCUAUAGUAGAUUAAAUAAAUUUCAUAAAUUAAUCAUGGAUUCAUAAGAUCAUGAAUAAAAUAAAUUUAUUUAAAUAAUUUUAAGAAACUUAAAAAUGUUCAGAACUAUUAAAUAAUAUAAUGUUUAAAGGAAAUUAGUAGAAUGAUAUUAUGAAUUAAAAUGAGGUAGAAUAAGAAGAUAAGGAAUUAUAAUAAAAUUAAUUGGAAUUUAAAUCAAUGAUAGAUUAACGAAUUGAAAUUAAAUUAAUUGAUGAUUCUAAUAAAUAAAUUGGAUAUUGUUUUGCAAUAGUUUUUGAUAAAACUGAUUCAAUCAUGGUUUCAUGUAGUAAUAAUGAGAUUAAAAUUUGGAAUUUUAAAUUAGGAAGAUUAUCAUUAAUUAAUACUUAUUAAGAACAUUCAAAGGCUGUAACAUGUUUAGUGUAUAGCAAAAUAAAAAAUACUUUUAUUUCUGGAUCUCAUGAUCAUACUAUCCUUUGUUGGUAAUAAAUUAAUCAAAAAGAGUGGAAGUGUUCAUAGAAAUACUAAUAACAUAAUGGAACAGUUCAUUGUUUAAUGUUAACUUAAGAUGAGGAUCAAUUAUUAUCAGGAGGUUGUGAUCAUUCAAUUAAAGUUUGGAAAAUAGAUUUUAUUAAGAAUGAGUUGAAUUUCUAGUACUCUUUAAAUAACCAUGGCAAUAGUGUAAAGUCAUUUAGUUUUAAUGAAUCUGAGACUUUAUUAAUAUCAUGUGGAUUAGAUCAUUUUAUUAUAUGGGAGAAAGGACAGUAAGGAAAAUGGGAAUUUAAAUAUACAUAACCAGUUGCAAAUUAAGGACGUAAAAUUCAUGUAAUUAAUGAUUAAAAAUUUCUUUGGGUAACAAAAAAUGAGUAUAUUGAUGAUAUUUUAGUGUUAGAAUAUUAGAAUGGAGUCUUUAAAUAUAAUAUUGAUGCAAGUAUCAAAUUAAUUAUGAAUAACAAAUGUGAAGAUGAUGCAUAUUUCCCUAUUAUUUACAAUAAAGAAAAAAAUAUAUUAUUAGUAAGACAUAAACAUCAUAUCUAUCUAAUUAGAUAAUUAAAUAAUGGUAGAUUUGAAAUUAUGACAUCACUAAAUUGUUUAAAUGAUGUUAUUUUUGGAACUAUGACCAAUAAUGGAUAGUAUUUAGUAUUUUGGGAUAUGAAGAAUUUAAAUUAUUAAUCAUAUGAGAUAGUAAUGAUAUGA
Messenger RNA from Paramecium pentaurelia, 1620 nucleotides. The record is from the annotation of a GenBank genome assembly. Lineage: Eukaryota; Ciliophora; Oligohymenophorea; Peniculida; Parameciidae.